AGCACAACGGAAUUAUAAAUUAUAUUCUUGCAACAUUCGAAAUUAUCAAAUGUGUGUUUAAAUUAUGGCUGACAAUUAUGUAUUAGUCAAUCCGGUAAUAACGCGGGAAAUGGUACAAAUCUUACCUAGUGUUGUGGUCAACAGGAUAACAUUGCCUGAUAUCGUGGAGGAAAACUUGAAGCAAGAGACCGAAAGUUAUGGAAACAUAGAGUAUGAGGAGGAAGGUGAUGAGGAGCAGACUGAAUCGGUAGCUGAAACUGAAGAGGAUGAGGAACCAGAGCUGUCUGAAAAAGCAGAACCCAAGUACGCCUGGAAUGCACCCUGCAUGAUGGUUAUUUUCCCGGAUGGCGAUCUCAAUUGUGCCCUUCAUCACCUCGUCGAAUCUCUACAGGAUCCCUUUGCCUUGGAUGCGGUGGCCGUACUUCUGGUGCAGGAAAGCCUGAUAGAAGAACUCGAAUGUCGAGUGGUCACUCUGAUGAAACCAUUGGACUCCAGGGUUGCCGAUCACCCCUGCUAUAAACGCACUCUGCUCAAGAUUGCCGAACUGAAACCAAAAACUGUAGUUGGACCACCUGAUAUUGUAAUGCCCGAUGCCACGCCCAUGUUGGUUCGGGAUAUUCCACACAAAUUUCUGGGCGAGGGACCCACCGGCAUUAUAACAUUACACAUUUUUCGAACCCCCUUUGAGGCCACUCAGAUCUAUCGAAAGGAAUAUCCCCUGCCCAUUGCAUCGGUUAGCAUUUGGAACGAGCGGGUGUCGAGCGUCUUUGAAGUGGUGGGCUUGAUGAGUGGCAUCGAUACCUUCAAGGUCAACUGUUUUAGUGUGGACAUGGAGCCCAUCAAAAAGUCAUUCGAGUUGCGCAAAUACAGUGCCUGUAUGAAACGUGGUUAUCACUACGAAACGCUGGUCAUAAAAGGCGAGCGGAAGAUUAUCAUCUUUCCGGUGGGGAUUAUAUUUGGUAACUGAAGUGUGAACUGAAUAAAGGAAAUAUCCAUAAUAAUGGCAGUGAAGUGAGAUUAUAGUUUGUCCCUUAAGUAUUUAAGCACUUUGUCUUAACUAAAUGUUAAAAUGUCUUUACUUACAUUUUCAUACAACUUAGUGUUUUAAUUUCCAACCAUUAUAUUUCUAUUAAACAAUGCUUAAAAACAAUUGCUACUAUA
Messenger RNA from Drosophila rhopaloa, 1161 nucleotides. RefSeq lists its product as uncharacterized. The record is from RefSeq and is a predicted model, not a curated record. The transcript has a single exon. The coding region runs from base 65 to 967 and encodes 300 amino acids. NCBI's taxonomy places the organism in Eukaryota, Metazoa, Arthropoda, Insecta, Diptera, Drosophilidae.